AUGUUUGAUGCCAAAGUUUUAGACUUGCCGGCAGUAAUUUUUGAUAAUGGCUCAGGAUUAUGUAAAGCUGGAUUUUCUGGUGACAGCUUUCCAAGAUCAGUGAUCUCAUCAGUGGUUGGCCGUCCAAGAGAGUUCUUCACAACGCAUGGAGCUGGCCGAAAGAAUUACUACGUCGGAAAGGAAGCACAAAGCAUGAGAGGUGUCUUGACACUGAAGUAUCCUAUUGAACAUGGUGUAAUAAGCAACUGGGAAGACAUGGAAAAAAUAUGGAAGCACAUGUACAACUGCGAACUCAAGAUCAAUCCAAGUGAUCGACCUGUGCUACUAACAGAGGCUCCUUUCAACCCAUUAAAAAACCGUGAGACAAUGGCAGAAAUGAUGUUUGAAGGUUUUAACGUACCUGCUCUAUAUAUUGCGUUGCAAGCAUCACUAUCACUCUAUGCAUCUGGUUGUAUAACAGGCCUUGUUAUUGACUGUGGUGAUGGAGUCACUCACACCUCUCCUAUAUAUCAAGGCUACCAUCUAGUACAUUCUGGGUCCAGACUAGACAUUGCUGGAAUGGACAUCACCAAACAUCUGAUGACACUUCUUACAGAGAGUGGAAUUUCCUUUAUAAGUACCUCUGAGCGAGAAAUUGUGCGAGAUAUAAAGGAGCAACAUUGCUAUGUAGCCACUGAUUUUAACAAAGAAAUGAAGAAAACCACCAAUGAAAUCGUGACAGAUUAUGAACUUCCAGAUGGGAAACUUAUUAAGCUUGGUAACCAACGUUUCCGAGCCCCAGAGAUACUAUUUACACCAAGUCGUGUUGGCAUGGAUACGCCAGGAAUUCAUGAAAUGGUUAUCAACAGUGUAUUACAAAGUGAUAUAGAUGUACGUAGGGAUUUGCUGAACAACAUCAUUUUGUCUGGUGGAUCAACUCUGUUUCCUGGAAUUGACAAGAGGCUUCAAAAGGAGCUGCAAGAAGCAUUUGGUGUCCCUGUGAAUGUUAUUGCAAAUCCCCAAAGGAAGUACCAUGUGUGGAUUGGAGCAUCAGUGAUCACAUCGUUGGCAUCUUUCAAGGAAAAGUGGGUUACUGUCGCUGAUUAUAACGAACAUGGCCCAUCUGUUGUGCACAGUAAAUGCAUUAAAUAA
This is a messenger RNA of Pelobates cultripes (western spadefoot toad), 1131 nucleotides long. NCBI's taxonomy places the organism in Eukaryota, Metazoa, Chordata, Amphibia, Anura, Pelobatidae. The record is from the annotation of a GenBank genome assembly.